UGGUAAUAAGGAUCUUUUCUCCUCUAUUACUACUACCUCUGAUUUACCUAUUGUUACCUUAGCUAAUGGUUCUCAAACUGUGGCUAAAGGUAUUGGUUUGGCCCUUCCUUUGCCUUCUCUACCUCUCACUUCUGUCCUUUAUACUCCUGAAUGUCCCUUUAAUCUUAUUUCCAUCAGCAAAAUCACUCGUACUCUUAAUUGCUCUAUUACCUUUUUUGAUAAAUUUGUGACCUUGCAGGACCGGAGUACGGGGAAGACGAUUGGCAUAGGACGUGAGUCUCAAGGCCUCUAUCACCUCACCUCAGAUUCAUCUCCUGCAGUUUGCAUUUCCACUGAUGCUCCUCUCCUCAUUCACAAUCGUCUGGGCCACCCUAGUCUCUCCAAGUUCCAGAAGAUGGUUCCUCGUUUUUCCACUUUGUCGUCGCUUCCGUGUGAGUCAUGUCAGCUUGGGAAACAUACUCGUGUCUCGUUCCCAAAGCGUUUGAAUAAUCGGGCAAAGUCUCCUUUUGAGCUUGUCCACACUGAUGUUUGGGGUCCUUGUCGGACUGCGUCUACUUUAGGAUUUCAGUAUUUUGUCACUUUCAUUGAUGACUAUUCUCGAUGUACUUGGUUAUUCUUAAUGAAAAAUCGAGCUGAGUUAUUCUCUAUUUUCCAGAAAUUUUAUACUGAAAUCCAAACCCAGUUCAAUAUUUCUAUUCGUGUGUUACGCAGUGACAAUGCCAGGGAAUAUUUUUCAGCCCAAUUUACUUCGUUUAUGUCUCAUCAUGGGAUUCUUCAUCAGUCUUCUUGUGCUCAUACUCCUCAACAAAAUGGGGUAGCUGAACGCAAGAAUCGACAUCUUGUUGAGACAGCUCGUGCUCUCCUCCUCCAUAAUCAUGUUCCUUUUCGUUUUUGGGGGGACGCUGUUCUUACCGCUUGUUAUUUGAUUAAUCGUAUGCCCUCCUCUGUCUUACACGAUCAGAUUCCUCACUCCCUUCUUUUCCCUGACCAACCACUUUAUUUCCUUCCUCCUCGUGUCUUUGGUUGUACUUGCUUUGUUCAUAUUCUCACUCCUGGACAGGACAAGCUUUCCGCUAAAGCCAUGAAGUGCCUCUUCUUGGGAUAUUCCAGACUUCAGAAGGGUUAUCAUUGUUAUUCCCUUGAGACUCAUCGGUACUUUAUCUCCGCUGAUGUCACCUUCUUUGAGGACUCACCAUUCUUUUCCACCACUUCUGAGUCUCUUCCUGUUUCUGAAGUCUUGCCCAUUCCCAUUGUCUCCCCACCUGAUGCUAUGCCCCCUCGACCACUUCAGGUUUAUCAUCGUCGCCCUCGUGUCGUUGCUCCUCUCCCUUUUCCUGAGGCACCUGCUGACUCACUUCCUAUUCCUUCGGCUUCACCUGCCCCGGCUCUGCCUUCUCCUAAUGACUUACCCAUUGCUGUUCGGAAAGGUACUCGCUCUACUCGUAAUCCUCAUCCUAUUUACAAUUUUUUGAGUUAUCAUCGAUUAUCUUCACCCUAUUCUGCUUUUGUUUCUGCUAUAUCCUCUGUUUCUCUUCCAAAGAGCACCCAUGAAGCUCUUUCCCAUCCAGGCUGGCGACAGGCAAUGGUGGAUGAAAUGGCUGCUCUGCACUCUAAUGGCACUUGGGAUCUUGUUGUUUUACCCUCUGGUAAAUCUACAGUUGGUUGUCGUUGGGUCUAUGCAGUUAAGGUUGGUCCUGAUGGUCAGGUUGAUCGCCUUAAGGCCCGCUUAGUUGCUAAAGGCUAUACUCAAGUUUAUGGUUCUGAUUAUGGUGACACAUUCUCCCCUGUUGCCAAGAUUGCUUCUGUCCGCUUGCUUCUGUCCAUGGCUGCUAUGUGUUCUUGGCCUCUUUAUCAGUUGGAUAUUAAAAAUGCCUUCCUUCAUGGUGAUCUUGCUGAGGAAGUUUAUAUGGAGCAACCUCCUGGUUUUGUUGCUUAGGGGGAGUCUGGUUUAGUGUGCAGGUUACGCCGCUCUCUAUAUGGCUUGAAACAAUCUCCUCGAGCAUGGUUUAGCCGUUUUAGUUCUGUUGUUCAAGAGUUUGGCAUGCUUCGCAGUACAGCAGACCAUUCAGUUUUUUAUCAUCAUAACUCCUUGGGGCAGUGUAUUUAUCUGGUUGUUUAUGUGGACGACAUCGUCAUUACAGGCAGUGAUCAGGAUGGUAUUCAGAAACUAAAGCAACAUCUUUUUACCCACUUUCAGACCAAAGACUUGGGGAAACUCAAGUAUUUCUUGGGAAUUGAGAUAGCUCAAUCCAGUUCUGGUGUGGUCCUUUCCCAAAGGAAGUAUGCUUUAGACAUCCUGGAAGAAACCGGUAUGUUAGACUGUAAACCGGUAGACACACCUAUGGAUCCGAAUGUCAAACUUGUACCAGGACAGGGGGAGCCUUUAGGAGACCCCGGGAGAUAUCGACGGCUCGUAGGUAAAUUGAACUAUCUCACCAUUACUCGUCCAGACAUUUCUUUUCCUGUGAGUGUUGUUAGUCAAUUCCUACAGUCACCAUGUGAUAGCCAUUGGGAUGCCGUAAUCCGUAUUCUUCGAUAUAUCAAAAGUACACCAGGCCAAGGUGUAUUGUACGAGAACAGAGGUCAUACUCAAGUUGUUGGUUACACAGAUGCAGAUUGGGCUGGCUCACCCACAGAUAGACGUUCCACUUCAGGGUACUGUGUUUUUAUUGGAGGUAAUCUAAUAUCUUGGAAGAGUAAGAAACAAGAUGUAGUGGCCAGAUCUAGCGCUAAAGCCGAGUAUCGAGCUAUGGCUUUGGCAACAUGUGAACUCAUAUGGUUGAGACAUCUUCUUCAGGAGUUGAGAUUUGGAAAGGAUGAACAGAUGAAACUCAUCUGUGAUAACCAGGCCGCAUUACAUAUUGCAUCCAAUCCAGUCUUUCAUGAAAGGACCAAGCAUAUUGAAGUUGACUGUCAUUUCAUUAGAGAGAAGAUCGCAUCAGGAUGUGUUGCUACAAGUUUUGUCAAUUCAAAUGAUCAACUAGCAGACAUCUUCACUAAAUCUCUCAGAGGUCCUAGGAUUAAAUAUAUUUGUAACAAGCUUGGUGCAUAUGACGUAUAUGCUCCAGCUUGAGGGGGAGUGUUGAAUAUAAUGUAUGUAUAGUAUACUAUCUUUCCUUGUUAAUAUAGGUCACAUGUAUGGUAGUUAGGACUCCUAGCCUUGUAUAUAUAUAUCUCUCAAUUGUAAGUAGAGAUUACAAUGAAUGUGAAUAAGGUUUUUCUCCUUUCUCUCUCUCUCUCAACAGUUAGGAUUUUUAAUUGUAACAUUUCAAGAAUAUUUGUUAUUUAUUUUAUUUAUUUAUUUGAUAAGAAACAAACUAUGUACUAAAUGUAGGUAAAGAAAUAUAUUAGAAGGAUGAAGAAUCCUCCCCAUAUUUACAAAAAUUGAUUAAAAAAAUGUAAGAUUGAAGUCCUUCAGCAUACUGAGGAGAUAUACAUCGGUAUAGUACCACAUAAGGAUAUACAAUAUAAAGCAUCUCAUUACUCCAUGAGGGCUAACACAACUCCUACUUUUCUUUCUAUCCAAACCCUUUUGAUUUAUGCACUAAAACUAAUAGGGUUGACCAACAUUAAGAGAAGUGUCCUUAAAUGCUGUUGUGCAAGAGACCUAGAAAGAGAAAUAGAAAUGAAUUAGAUCCCAUAGUGCCUUUGAUGUCCUCCACUUGCCCUAAAAAUUCCUAACAUUUCUUUCCUACCACUAUCCAAAUCAAUGUGAGGUAAAAGGUGCGCCAAAGGAGCUUGCCUCCACUAGUGUUGCCCUAUAUAAGAUGAUCAUCAUGCCAUAUAUACUUCUAGGAGGAGCCCAAUCUAAACUGGCUCGUCUCAUUAGUCUGUGUCAUAGCCUUAAAGUCAAUAAACAAUGUAAAAAAAGAUACUCAACUAUUUUUCCACUCUUCAUGAACAAAAUGCAAUAGUUAGGACUAAGAGUUUUGUAAGGUCUUCUCAAUUGUAGCAUGUCAUUAGUGUUUACUUUCUUGUGUGACACUAGUCAAUUAUAGGCCUUGACCUUAGAUUCUAUAAAAAUUUAAUUGGAUUGAAAACAAUUGGAUUUGAUAGAUUGGACAAGAUUAAGACGAAGGUACCACAAAUAAGGCUAAAGAAUUCUUCGUCUUCUUGUCUAGAGAAGGAAAUUUGAAAGCUUGAAUGUUUGGUGAAUUACAAUUGCUCUUCUCUCUUAAUCAGGGGAAAGGGCCCCACAGUGGGGGUUUAGUUGUCUCACUUUGAGGUCACGGUCUUGUUUCCUUGAUUGGAUGAUGGUUUGUAAGUUUAUCCAAUCAAAAAAAAAAAUGAUGGUUUGUAAGUUUAGAAGGGCUUUCGGGCAGCUUAUUGUCAUUCUGAGGGAUAGCUAGCUUUCUAAGGGUUUGUUGUUUGGGUGGUUUGUAUUAGGCUUACCCCUUUAUUCUUUUGCCAGCCUUUAGGCCUUUUUUUUGUAUACUGCAUGUGUACUUGUUUCUGUCUUUUGCUAGUGCUUUUUUUUAUAUAUUCUCCUAUUUACUUAUAAAAAGUAAAAAAUAAAAAUAAAGCCGAAAGAAGAUAAAAACCAAGCUUUUGCAUUUGGGACGGAUGGAAACAAGUAUGCAUGAGUUAGAGAGGAUAUAGGUCUUUCAAGGUCCUUUAUCUCCAAGUUAGUGAGAUUACGACGAAAAUUGAGGUUCCAAAAAAAAAGGGAAGAGAUGUUAAGGAUAGAUGAGAUAGGAAGAUUUCCAACUGUGACAACUCUAAAAAGACUUGGAAAUUGUGAGCACAAAGGUUGAUUCUCCUAUCAUAAAUCUUCUCGAAAACAAAUUCUUUCCUCAUUACCACCACAAAGCAAGUGUGCUUAGAAAAAUCCUGAAAAACUUUUGCAGGCUUUCUGAGGUCCCACCUGUUAGGUUAUGUCCCAUAGAUAGAGAGAAAAAACUUUCCCUAAGAAACCUUCGAAGCCACUUCCCUAAGGGGGCACAAUUCCUUAGAAAAAUAUUCCUAAACGCCAAUUCGCCUUCCACCUGAGGCUUACACACUAGGUUUCAACUGAUGAGAUGAUCUCUCUUACCCUUACCAACCCUUAACCAUAGAAAAUAUCUUUGCAAUUCUCAAUCUUUGAGUCCAGUGAUGAUGGAAUCUUGAAAAGAAAGAGGAAAUAUCUAAGAAUGUGAGACAAACAUGGUUAAAUUAGAAUUUAUCUUUUCCUUAAUGAUAAAAAGGCUUUUUCCAUCCAUUCAAUCUCCAAGAGAUUUUAUCAAUCAUUGGAUCCCGAAAAACGCUUGCUUUUGGGUUCCCCCUAAUGGUGGAUCGAGGUAGGAUAACAACCAAUUAGAGACUUUGCAGUUAGGCAUCAAAGCCAACCUAGUGAUUUGGUUCCGACUCAUGUUUAUAUCGGGAAGAGUACUAUUGUCUAAAUUGAUCGUAAGUCCUGAUAUGUGCUAAAAAACCAACAAGAUUAGCUUGAGAUUUUACAAAUCUUCCAUACCAACUCUUGAAGAAAAGAUGAUGUCAUUUGCGAAUUGCAAAUGAGAAACUCUAGUCCUCCUAUUCACUAUUAAGCCUUCCAAUAACCACUCUCUUAUUCUCUCAACAUCCUACUUGAAACAAUAGUUUCAAUAGUGAAAAGAAAUAGGACAAAAGGAUCUCCUCCUUUCAAACCCUUGGUUGCUUUAACUCAUUGUGGACCCGCAUUUUUCACGUGCGUCCCCACUCGAUCAAUGAGACUUGCUUUUAUUAUUUGAAAAUUUUGUUUUUGGAAAAGUUGGAGUCCCCACUUUUUUUUUUUGAAAGGGAAAAUAAAACAAGAAAUAAAACCUUAAAGAAUGACUCCAUAGUUUUUGGAAAAGCAUGUCUUUGAAAAAACCCGAGUCUAGGUCCGGGGAUCAGGUUACCUAUUGGGAAAGUACCUCUCAAAAGUAGCACCCCUCUAAGCCCUAAAAAGGUCUCUACUGACUAAGUUGAGGGAAGUGCGACAAUUAAUUGAUUAAUUGAGGGUACCUAGGUAGACUAAGGUGAUUUUUAAAAAAUGGGCAUGCCAAACAAGAUCAAAUCACAAUAAAGGAGAAUUAGGGUGCGUACCUGAACUACUUCUCAAGCGCUAUCAUAAAACAUCAAAGUUAGUGUAGAAAUAUAUCACAUAACAUGUGUUUUAUCCAAACAAAUCAAGUAUACACCUAAGCACCCAAGAAUCACGUCAAGUAUGAAUAUAGUUAUCAGUAGCAUGUGUGUCCAUAGAAUUCUCAAGGGUAAGUGUGGAGGAGCGUACCUGGAUAGCAAGCCAAUACUCUAUGGAAAACGAAGUUAGCCCAAUAACAGAUUCAAAAUAAUCUCAUAUAUGCCACAAAGAGGAAGCAUAAUCAAUCAAAUAUCAAACAAGCUAUAUUGAAGAGAAUAUCAUGAAUGUCGGGCCCCUACCAAAGCCCUAAUUAGUUUCGCAUGAGUUGAUUCUAUGAAUUCCAUUAUUUGGAAUCAUGAAGUUCAUUCAUGCUUGUGGAAAAUCAAUUGAAAAUCAAAGAAGAUAGUGAAAACGCGUGCCGAAAAGAAAAUGGCAGCAAGUAGUAUGUUAGAAUCUGGAUUUUAAUGUCUAGGAACUCCUAAAGAUGAGAUUUUAAAGGAAACGAGAGUUUUUUAAUGGAAAAUAUUUUGAAAUCCAGAUUAAAAAAUGUGUAAAUUCAUAAGGGAGAGAAGAAACAUCAGGAGGAUAAGUGAAUCAAGCCAGCCAUGCUGGAGAGGGGCCUGUGAGUGUGACUGAGACUGCGUUAUUGAUGGUGUUGGUGCUGCCGUUAUUCUCUCUGAAUUUCUCUUCCCACUCUCCUUGUAUGCAUUCAAGUGCCUUGCAUUGCUGUAUCUUUGAGCUCUUUUUGAUUCCUUGAAAUUCCCUACAUUCAGAUUUUCUUUCAGGAGUUUCGGUAUUAAGCUGCUGCAACUGUCUAAUACCCAGAUUUUUUUAGUACUUGAAUCCCUGAGAAAUGCCACUUGUUCCGUAAGUUUUCUGACGUUCAUUUUUUCUUUGUUUCCUUUUAUGAGAUCUAACUCAGUGCACAAUGUCUAAGGUGCCCUGACCUUUCUUCGAAAAUAUCCCUGUGACCAGUAGCAUUCUGAUAGUCUUGAAUUUGCUUUUGGACGCAGCUCACAAUCAAAACAGUUCUUUCUUAUCAUUCAAAUAUUCAUUAGCAUGGUUCACGUGGGGCCCUGGUUUCUCAUUAUAAAAGACCUUCCCAGAGAUGAUUUCAAGCAACAUUUCUUCAAAACUGUAGACAUUUGACUCAGGAUUAACUUCUAGGUGCAACUGGGGUGCACUGAUUGCUUUUUUUAUCUGCUACCUUUAAUUUGGUUUUCAAGCCCACCCUAGAGCUAAUUUCUGUGACCCUUAUAGCAUAAUCAUAUGUCAAAAGGAUAGAACUUGAAUGCGAGUUGGUAUGUACUUAAAGAGGGUUCGAUUUAUGGAGCAUGAAAGAAAUGGCAGAUUAAUAACAGUGUCCUUGAUCUUGGUCAUCAUGUCAAUGCUGCUGGUAAUUCGUGAACUGAUUCCACGAUCCUUGAAAAUCUGGAAUAGAAAAUAAUCUGGCCUGUGAGCACCAAGUUUGACUUGAAUCAUUCUCAAGGCGUCAUUGAUCCAGCUUGCUUCAUUGAGAUAAAACACUUUUAGAAAUCUGAGGACUGAGAAGUCGAGAUAUCUCCAUCUAUGCUUUUGUUUAAAGGCAACAGUGAGCGCCUCCACGUUAGUAGGAACAGGAAUAGGGUAUAAUGCUUUUUAUGGAGUCAAAUAACAUCCACUGGGAUUGUGCCCCUCUAUACUCAUUAGGAAUGAACAAGUAGAGGUUGUCUCGUGGACUUCGAGACUGCUGUAUGAUUCAGCAAACUCUCUGAACAGAGCAGUAAUUACAAAGGGGCCUUGGAACCUCCUCGCUGCGAGAGCAUAGCAGAAAUACUCGUCGUCUGUAAGAGAUAGCGAAUGCAUUUCCUUGUUCAAGUGACCAAGCAAACUGCCCCACCUAAACAGAAGAUACCACAAAUUUAGCAGCGUCAUCGAUCCCGCCAGCAGUUUCUAUGGUGAAGAUGCAAGUUCUAAACAAUUACUCUUCUUUUGAGCAGUUGAAGCUUGAGCAGGGAUAUUGUCUUGCAUAAUUUCACUUCAUCAACAAACUCUUUUCUUCAUAUAAGCCAUGCGUUCCAGAAAUGCACAGAUCUCCUUACUUCUAUCUCCAAAUAUGAAGAUAGCAUUCUUGUAAUCCCCAUCUAAGCACAAAUUCCCAUUCCCAAAGCCAUUAAGGUUAACAUCAGUAGCUUUCAUUUUCACAAAGUCUGUUUCAAAUUGAACAUUCAUUCUCUCUUUGUUAAAAAAAAAUUCAGUUCCAAAAUUCUUCGCGGACUCCUUUUCCAAAGUCUGAAAGUAUGGUAGGAUCACUAUGCACAAAUGUCAAAUUACCAUACUCCCCAUUCUGUGACUGAUCACUCUUCCCUUUGUAGUAAUCUCAUCAGGAAUUGAUUUUCCCAGGCUAUAAUUCACGGUGUUUUGGCCCAGCUUUUAGUCCCAAGAGAUGUAGGUCUUUGAUGGUCGAACUUUCCCCUUAAUCUCAGGCAAUUCACGAACAUGAGUUAUGGAAAUAUCAUUAGGUUUAACCAUAGCACCAGCUUCGAUUCUUGUCAGACUGAAUAUCGUAAAAUUGGUUCCUAAAGAUGUCUCUUCUCUCUUCUAUGCCUAUUUUAGGCACCAUAAAGUAGAGGAAGGAGAUAUAAUGGUUCGAAUUUUGACUGAUCCAACCCAUUGUGUUUCUGGAACCCUGUUAGAGGAAUUAAAGGUUAUCAUGUCUUGUCCUUUAAGAUUCAAGGAUGAAAUCUUUACUGCCAGCACCAGAUGCAACAGCAGCAGCCACAACUACAGGUUCUACUUGAACUGUUUCAGGUAUUGUAUCAUCUGAGAUUAAUAGAUCUUUUGGAACUAGACAAUUUGGAUUAUUGGAUGGAAUAUCAUCUUCACCAUUAGCACCACUAGCAUUGUCACGGAUCUGCUGAUGGGUUAGUGCAGAACCAGAAUUUGCCAAAAGCUGAUUUGGGACCCCCAUCUGGUGAGGAACUCGAAGAUAAUCAGCAUGGUUGGUAACUUCUCGAUGAGGAUGCACAUAAGGCUGCAAAUAAGCUGUGGUUGCUGGAAUAUUCAUCCGGCAUUGCUACUGUUUCAUAGACUCUUUAAAGCUCAUAUGAACGCUGCGAAUCUUACCAGUAUUGAUGGCAAUCAACCAAGCUAGUGAGUGCAACACUUCGUCUUUCAUGACCAAAUCAAUCCGAUAAUAGGUCCUGAAUCAUGGCUGGUCAUUUCACAUAAAGGACUAGUUUAGAAAUAAUAACAGAGGCCGUUAGCAUUCUGUUCAUUGGGCAAGGGGUCAUACUCUGAGCCAAGGUGAUUCAAAAGACUGUCAUUGGAAAAUAUCCUUCAUAAAUCUUGGAUUAAACCGAGGUUACUUAAUGAAUUAUCUUCUCACAGGUUUGUAGUGCUCAGAGGUACAAUAGAACUGACCUGACAGGGCAUGAAACUAAAUUCCAUUUCCUUUAUUCUUGUAAUAGUUUGCGAAGUUUUCUAAAUCAAUGCUGUCCCACCAAGCUUCGAGAACUCGAGAUUUCUUUGAACUUUGUUCAAUAUGACCUGAGGAUUUAUUGACGAGUAAAACAUCACAGAGCCAUGAUCCCAGAAAUCACGAGACGCCAUUCUGUUCAAAACAAAGUAUCAAAUCUGGCAGUCUUGGGAAAUUCUAUAAUUUCCAUCUUGAAGUCUCAUACUGAUCUGAAAUGCUUUCAGGAAUUAGGAACGACGUCUCAAGAAAGCCACUCACAACUGGUGCCUACUGUAGCCGAAAAUGUCGAACUGAUUGGACAUCAAUGGUCAUCAAACAACCUGGCCAACUUUUCCUACAACUCUUCUUAUCAUGAGCAGAAAUGUUCAGUGGCUCACGUCAAUUUGCAAUGGCUUUCAUGUCAGAAGAACCUGCAUCGUUAGACUCCAUCUCGAACAAAAUAUCACAAACAAACUCCCUAUAUCCAAUAUCACUAGGAACUGAAAUCCCAAAGAGUAGUGCUCUGUGAACUUUUUGGCAGUUGAUUUAAUUGGCACCUUGGAAAUGAAUUUUUGCUAGCAAACUCUAAUUGCAUUUAUCUCACAAAUUUCCCCAAGGACAUGAACAUUUUUUAUGACAUGAGAAAUGAGCCCUCUUUUGGCAGGCAACAUGAUUUGUUUUGAAGAAAAGACAUGACCAGCUUCAACCCAAAAUUUUGUCAUGAAAAUCUCCAAAAUUGGAUGAAGCUGGUGAAUAAUGAUCAUCUUCUUUUCAAUCCCAAACCAAUCAUCCUCUGUAUUCUGGCCAUGUAUGAAGCCUUUCUGAUUGUAAAUCUCGAACAACAUCACACAGAACCUCCAGUUCUGAACUCCCGGGGUACAGUCUCUUCAUUAAGCCUUUGUUGUUUCUUUCCCCUAAUGAUAUCACAGUGGUUCAACUCAGGCAGCCAGCUUAGCUAGUUACACAAGCACUUCUCGGGAAGUUCAUUUAAACAGCAGGGAUGCUUCCCAAACAUUCUGGGAAGUUUUAAAAGGAUUUCUCACCAGUGGGCUCACUGUCCUCCAUCCAAAUCACCACAUAUGCAGCAGCAUGACCAUCGCGGACGUGCUUGAGGUGUACAUCGGCAUCAAGUUAUUUUCCAUCUUUAUUGAAUUUAGCAAACCUCUCAUCUCUGAGAUCUUCAAUAGACUCUCAUUGCAGUUUGCCAUCUUUUCUUGAAUAACUUUUGUUUCGACUAUUUCGGAGUAUUUUGUAGUGAUACCAUCAAUAUGAGCACUUGCAUAUCAAUAUAUAGUCAAUGGCGGAAUGCAUAUCAUCUGCAAUUCCAACUGUAUAGGCCAUGAAGGAGUUAAGGUGUAACCAGUCGUAACUCCAAUUGCCUUUAUCUGGUUCGAACCUUGAGGGAGAGCAGCUUACUGACUCGAUCAAAGACAUGGCUGCAACUUACGGGUCUACUCAUAGAGCUUAAGUACAUUUCUAGCAAACUGCUUCUGGGGCUUGUAUUGAUGAAGCUGAUUCUUAAAUCUUUUGUAGGUAUCCAAAAGUUGAUUCCCACUUUUCAAAGUACCUCAAUUGUUUCUGAUAUACCAUCCUGUAGAUGAUCUUCUAUUGCCGUAACACCAAGGAUUUCAAGGUCAUGUUCUAGUCUUUGGCAGACCUCAGCUUGACUCCACUCCCUAUCAACCAAUGUCCUAUUAGCCUCUUUAAACAUCAAAGACCAAUCUCAAUAUUCAUCUUCUUUAAGCUUUCGCCAAGCCAAGCAUAUCGUGCAUAGUCCCAAUUGAGAAAAUUGUUCUACAGCUUCAGUAAAAGCUCAUGUUUAUUGUCCAGCACAUGCAUAAGGUAUGAUGACUUCAUCUGUUCCUUUUUGACAAAAGGAAAAUCUUUCUAUUCUGGCAAUCCUUCACCAUAACUGACAUCCUUUUCCUAUAAGAAGUGAAUUCCAGAGUGUCCAAUACUUCAUACUGAAUUAUUGAAGCGUUGAAGUUGAUUUCAAGAGUAUUUGUAUCCUUAUUGACAAAAACCAUAUGCAAGCAAGCAGUGGCCUGAACAAGAGCAUCCUCAUCUUGAGAUUGUGCCUCGAAUGAGAUUGCUCCAGUUUUGCUUUUCACGGGUAUAACUGUAUUGCAUAUUGUCAUAGUUGUAAGAAAUCGAAUAUCAUAAGGAGGAUCACUGGAAACAGCAUUCAGAAGCUCCACAUCUUUCAAAGCAUCCCCACUCUCAUUUCCAUAGAAAAUGCCUCUAAUACAACAUCUUCUAAAGAUCAUUCUAUUCUCAGUAAGAGUUCCAGUUUUAUCAGUCAAAGUAUACUCAACCUGCCUUAGGUCCUCACUUAUUACUGUAUUUGUUGCAUAGGAUGGAGUACUUGUUUCUUGGUCAAUCACCUGGUUAUCCCAAUCAAUGAACGUUGCAAUAAGCUCUUUACAAGAUCCAAAGAUACCUUUAUAGAUAUGGGUAUCAUAAUUGAACAAAGAAGCUCAAACCGUAGAUGAAUGACCAAUAGCUCAUACCAUGGACCUUCCUUUGAGUGUAGAACAUACCAUUGCUUUACUGCUUCUAUAUCUUUCCAGGCAUUCCCAGCUAUGCCCAGAACAAUGACGACCACUAUUUGAAAAACAAAUAUUGCUCCAGUUAACUUGUCAAUCAUGGCAUCUACAGCUGUUAGUUUUGGUUCAGGAAUACCUCGACUCAUACCCAACUUGGUUUCAUUGCCUGUAUAAACGGCAACCCUACGAACCCACUCUGUAUUCUGCAAGUAGCAGGACUGAAGAAUUGUAUUUUUCAUGGUUCAAGGUCACAAAUCAUUAUCGAUGAACCGAGGGAACAAACGCAGAUUCGCAUCAAAUCUUCUAAUGUCCUUAUCUGAAAUGGGACACUCAAUAACACCCUUAAUUUCUUUUUGAGUUUCUUCCUUGGCCAUGCAUUCUUUACACAUCCAAUCCCAUCCAGGAGCUUUCUUCAGCUUGAUGCGCAUGCAGUAAAUGUGCUCUGCCCCAUUGCUGCACUUGGUAUAAGUAGCAAGCAGUUCCUCCAGACCUGCAUCCCCACAUAUAUCACGAACUUUACUUCAUAUUCUAAACAUCUGAUUUAACAUUAUCAUCAACAAGCUGAGAUUGCAAAGGAUGUUUCUGUGCGCUUGAUAUCUCAAGCAAUGCACUAGACUUCUCAGAAUGUUCCUUUUUGUCUGAAAAUUGCACAGCUUCAGUUGCUUGAUGCCCAUCAUCCAAAUCAAUAUCAGAUUUCACAGAUCUAGCACGGUUGGGAAUACCUGGCAUUUGACCACCAAAGCUACAGGUUGCCAUUGCCACUCUUACCGAUGAUGAUUCAACUUGUUUUCUAGAGCAUUCAGAAGGUUCUCCCUACGGUGAUAUUAGACUUGGACCAGCAUAAACACCUCUUAAGGAAGAAAUCUGUGAUGGGUCCAAUUCAUUUGAUAAGGCAGCAGUUUUCGUCAUAGAUCCUUUAGUAAAUUCAGAUUUGAGUUCCAAUUCUUCUCACAAUGACUACUAACCAGACAAUGUGAAGUUGGUUCAACAUUGACAGUAGCUAUAGCGAUAGGAGAGCUGUUAACUGAAGUAGAACUUUAUGAUACGUUCUUCCUGUCUCCUUCCCCAUUAUGAUCACCAAUUGGGCCAUCAGCCUUACUAAUGCAUGAGAUAUCAUCACCAGGGCAUUCUAAAUCAUUCUGCUUUUUCUGUGCUGAUUUGAGAAAAUUAUAUUGCCAUGAAAUGUUGAUGGAUUUGGAAGACGACUAUCUUCUGCAAGAGGUUGACCCAUCUCAAUGUCUUCAGAAGUAUGAGAAGCCCUCAAAAUAACCUCACUUUCAGCAUUUUCAGAUAAUGGCUCAUGACUUGAGCACCCACUGAGAAGAUUACUUGUUUCGCUACUUGUAUGCUGCUGGUCAUCACUGGCAUUGCUCUUGCAAGGAGAACUCCGCAUUAUCGAAAAAAAAAACACCGACUAGCUACUUUUCCUGACUGCCUUCAUCUGAAAACUAAGUUAUUUUUCCCACUAGUGAUGCCACGCGGUCAAAAUGCAUGCAAGAUGAGCACGGGGUACCACACACGUUGCAUAUCCCAGAUUUUGCUCUUGUAUUUGCAGCCCCUUAGAAGAGAACUUGACACAAAAGGAUAACUAGAACCAGAGCUCCUUUCAAAAUUUCUGCCUUUCUUGGAAUAUUCAUCUUGUUAUGGUCUCUGUAGCCCAAAACACCAAAGCAAGGAGAAGGGAGAAAUACAUAGAUGCAGAAGCAAAGAAAAAUAAUCCAGGAAAAACAAAACAAAGGAGAUAAAGAUGGGUAAGUAGGCUAGCCACAUUUCAUUAUUUUCAAAAGGGCUUGAAGGAUUGAACAUGUCAAGACGCAUUUAGUUAAAACUUUAUCAAGAUUCCACAAACAUUCAAGCUCAGACAUAAAUCUCUAUUUCAGCUGUUUGUAGAAGGAAUCUAAGAAAUCAAGAACACAAUCAUAACAGAGCAAGUUUAUAGGAAAUUUCGAUUCAACAACGCAAAUAAGUGGCCCUCAAUGUCCACUCCAAUCAAUGAAAUAAAUGCUCAGAACCAUCAGAGAAUCAUCCAUAAUCGAACAUAAAAGAAGGCAUAGGAAAUAGUUGAAAACGUACCGGAGUUGUCUCCACCCGAUUACUUGGCUCCCUUGCUAUGAUCCUUCUCCGAAAUCCUUAGAAAUCGAUCGUUAAUUCCUCGCUCCUGGACAACCUUAGCUGCAAUCGCUCCUUUUCGGCUCCUCUGUGCUUUUCCUCGAGACGAUCCCCCCAGAAAAUAAAAAUCCCUCUUUUUCUCAACAUCCUUUCUUACGUAUAUAUCAGCCCCCAAAACCCCUAAAUCUGUUCCAAAAAGGAAAAUCCCCCCUUUCCUUUAUUUUCUUUUCUUCCUUUUUAAAUCUACUUUCCUUUCUUUUAUUUCCCUUCCUUUCCGAAAAUCAGAAUCCUUCUCUCUUUCUAUGUAUGGUCUUCUCUUUUCAUAUGUAUGCAGCCACGUUAAUCCUCUUUUUCCUCCAAAAAUAUUUUUCUUACCUUCUUUGAGUGUACAUGCCUUUGUGAGAGUUGAACAACAACCCCCAUUCUCUUGUCAAACAAUAAAAAAUGAAAAUGAAAAGAAUAAAACUGAAAAAGAGGUAGUAAUGUUGCAAUAUAUAAAAGAAUAAAGUAAAAUAAAAUGAAUGAAUAAAGUAAAACAAAAUAAUUAAAUAAAA
Vitis vinifera (wine grape) is the source of this 14724-nucleotide messenger RNA. RefSeq lists its product as uncharacterized. The coding region runs from base 2042 to 3073 and encodes 343 amino acids. The transcript has a single exon. The record is from RefSeq and is a predicted model, not a curated record. Lineage: Eukaryota; Viridiplantae; Streptophyta; Magnoliopsida; Vitales; Vitaceae.